Molecule: messenger RNA, 942 nt
Organism: Pseudoliparis swirei
Lineage: Eukaryota; Metazoa; Chordata; Actinopteri; Perciformes; Liparidae
Gene: psma4
Product: proteasome 20S subunit alpha 4
Exons: 9
Coding region: 53-835 (260 amino acids)
Biological process (GO): ubiquitin-dependent protein catabolic process
Cellular component (GO): proteasome core complex, alpha-subunit complex; nucleus; proteasome core complex
Source: RefSeq, a predicted model, not a curated record
GCCUCACAGACAGCUCUUUAAGCGUGGAAGAGUUGAACAUCGAUCUGCAGACAUGUCCCGCCGAUAUGAUUCGAGAACGACCAUCUUCUCCCCGGAGGGGCGCCUGUAUCAGGUCGAGUACGCCAUGGAGGCCAUCGGCCACGCCGGCAGCUGCCUGGGCAUCCUGGCCAGCGACGGCGUGCUGCUGGCCGCUGAGCGGAGGAACGUCCACAAGCUGCUGGACGACGUGUUCUCCGAGAAGAUCUACAAGCUGAACGAAGACAUGGCGUGCAGCGUGGCGGGCAUCACGUCGGACGCCAACGUCCUGACCAACGAGCUGAGGCUCAUCGCACAGAGGUACCUGCUGCAGUACCAGGAGCCCAUCCCGUGCGAGCAGCUGGUCACGGCGCUGUGCGACAUCAAGCAGGCCUACACGCAGUUUGGAGGGAAGCGUCCCUUCGGAGUGUCGCUGCUCUACAUGGGCUGGGACAAGCACUACGGCUUCCAGCUCUACCAGAGCGACCCCAGUGGAAACUACGGCGGCUGGAAGGCCACGUGCAUCGGGAACAACAGCGCUGCUGCCGUCUCCAUGCUGAAGCAGGACUUCAAGGAGGGAGAGAUGAAACUGUCCUCGGCCCUGGCGCUCGCCGUCAAAGUCCUGAAUAAAACCAUGGACGUCAGCAAGCUGUCUGCAGAGAAAGUGGAGAUCGCCACGCUGACCCGCGAGAAUGGCAAGACCGUCAUCAAAGUGCUGAAGAAGGAGGAGGUGGAGGAGCUGAUCAAGAAGCACGAAGCCGAGGAGGCCAAAGCCGAGAAGGAGAAGAAGGAGAAGGACCAGAAGGAGAAGGACAAGUAGUCUCCCCCCCCCCCACAGUGUGUCCAGUUUGUGUGUGUGUGAGAGAUCGAAUUGUGACUCUUUGCAUUUGUGUUGUUUCUUAAAAUAAAUCCAAAUGAUGAAUUCUU